CAAAAAUAUGGCGAAGCCAAAGGUAGACUUAGAGAAGCGAAGGCAGCAAAAAAGAGAUUGUGAACGCAGAUGUAGAGAGAAAGUAAGAAGCAAUCCAGAGCAAUAUGAAAAAGCAAAGCAACAGGAAAGAGAAAGAUAUUAUGAGCGAAAAAACAAGGCAAAGUUAAGCUUAUUGGGGAAGUAUCCAGAAGGGAGAAAAAAAGAUUAA
Molecule: messenger RNA, 208 nt
Organism: Acanthoscelides obtectus
Lineage: Eukaryota; Metazoa; Arthropoda; Insecta; Coleoptera; Chrysomelidae
Source: the annotation of a GenBank genome assembly